UCAUCUUAUCAAGGAAGCCCAUCUAAAGACGGAUGGUUUACUGUGCGCACUACUCGAUCCCUUUCACCCCGUUGACCGUAUCGGAAAACAAAACGACCAAGGUCAGACAAGCAUUCCUUAGGUCAGGCUCUAGACACUGUAGGUGAAGCAACACAAGAUGCUGAUGCGUAGAGCCGUCAUGAUCAACCGCCCCGCCUGGCGAUCCAUGCUGUAUCUGCAGAAGUCUGCCACUCGGGGAACUGCCGUAUCGUCACUGCAGCAACGAUCACCUUCCCAGCAGCCAUUAGGACAGGCGUCCCAUCAGCCAAUGCGCCAGCUAUCCCAGCAAUCAUCGGAGUAUUCACCUCUCCCGUGGGUUGAUUUUGCCGCCCCAAAUCUUACAAAAACGGCGGGAAAACCUCUCAAAAUUAGUUUCCUUUGCAACUCUUUUAACGGGCUGUCCCAACGGCUGUACCUGGAGUUGCUGUCACGUGGCCAUCACGUGAUGGUGCAUGACAACCCACGUGGCGAGAAGAUGACGGAGGUGGUAGAAACGGACCAACCGGACUUGGUGGUGUGCCCGUUCCUGACCCGCCGAGUUCCCGCCAGCCUGUUCAACAAUCCCGCUCGACCCGUUCUAAUUGUACAUCCGGGUAUCCCAGGAGACGAAGGGCCCUCCUCAAUUGACUGGGCGCUCAAGGAGGGCGCCACCGAAUGGGGAGUAACGGUACUGCAGGCAGCAGAGACGAUGGACUCGGGGGAUAUUUGGGCCACCUGCAAAUUCCAAGUGAACCGCCAGGCGACCAAGUCUAGUCUGUAUGGCAAGGAAGUGACACAGGCAGCGAUUGUCUCUGUUUUGAAAGCGAUAGACGCUUGGGAGCAAGGAGUACCUCCAAUACCACUGGACUAUGGGCACCCAGAGGUGAAAGGUGAGCUGAAGCGAAAGUUGACGGUGGAGGACCGUCGGGUUGACUGGGCGCUGUCGGCGGAGGAUGUGGCGCGGGCCGUGCGGGCCUGCGACUCCCAGCCGGGCGCGUUAGGUACACUCCGUGUGGCCGUGCAAGGUCAGCAGUUGAAGCACGAGUUUGCGUUGUUCGGCGCAUGCGUUGAAGGUGACCCUGGCAUGGUGUGGGAUCUAAAGAAAGAGCGUGACGUCACACCUGGUGACGUCAUUGGCAGGAGAAACGGUGCCGUACUAGUGGCCUGUGGACAGGACACUGCCGUGUGGAUCUCACAUCUUAAGGCCUCCCCCAAGAAGACCAGUCUGAAGCUUCCCGCCACGUCCGUCCUCCCUUCAGUUGACGUCACGUCCCUUCCCAUCGACCACUGCGAGCCCCUUCCUUACGGCACCAGGCCCAAGACGUUCCAAGACGUCUGGACGACGCGCCAAGACGGCGUCUGCUACGUGCACUUCGACUUCUACAACGGCGCCAUGAGCACAAACCAGUGUAAGAGGCUGGAGAAGGUUCUGUGUGGUGUAGAGGCGGACCCAGACUGUACUAUGGUCGUCUUGAUGGGAGGGUACAAUUUCUUCAGCAACGGGAUCCACCUCAACGUCAUCGAGAACUCCGAAUGUGCCGCCACCGAAUCGUGGGCUAACAUCACAGCCAUCGAUGACGUAGUGAAGGCGAUAUUCAGCAUGCGCAGUAAGGUGACAGUGGCAGCGCUGCAGGGGAACGCAGGGGCCGGAGGGGUCAUGAUGGCGCUCGCUGCUGACAAGGUUUGGAGUCACGCGGGGGUGGUGCUGAAUCCGCACUACCGCAAGAUGGCGCUCUUCGGGUCCGAGUACUGGACAUACUCCCUGCCCCGUAGGGUGGGAAGCUCCGCAUCAGAGGAACUGACCAAUGAGCUGCAGCCACUGCUGGCUACGGAAGCCCGGGACAAAGGCAUGAUAGAUGACGUCAUCGGGUACAACGCUGAAGAGCUGAACGCGCAGAUCCCGCGGAUGUGUCGGCGCCUGCAGUUAGAGUCUCGCGAGAUUCUGCGAGAGAAGCAGUCCGAGACGUCAUCCCUCUGGUCCACCCUGGAGGAGCAUCGUCACCAGGAGCUGGCGCGCAUGUGGAAAUGUUUCCAUGAUAAGGAGUACCACAAACGGAGGCACAACUUCGUGUAUCACUAGAUAGAAACAAAGGAUUUUUUUUUUUGCUUUUUGAUCGGCUAAAGUGAUUUUAACUCAAACAUAUUAGUCCAUUCAUUCAUCAAUUUAUUCAUUCAUUCGCUUUUUCACUCAUUCAUACAUGAAUAAGGGAUAAAAUGUUGCGGUGCCAAAGCCUUUUCGAGGCCUCAGAGGCAGUAAGUUAGUAAUGGCACUGCAUCAGUAACACAUCUAAAAUAGAAGUCCAUUCAUUCUUAUUUUUCCUUCCCUUCUGCCAAGCCUCUAAUUCUAGAGAUUAACGGCAGAUUGCGCAUGAGUUAGUUACAACACAAGUGCCCGGUACAAAUAGACAAGGGGAAAUAAUAUAAAACGCUAAUUGAAAUGAAAACAAACUGAAUUUUUGUGUGAAAGGACAGGACAAGUGAGUUAAGUGAGUUAAUAGAAAAUAUAUUUACAUAUAUACAAGUCGUGUGGGGGUGGCUCAAUGCAGCAGGGCCCACCCCAGCUCAGUUUUGAACUGGGAGAGAGACUCCGCCUCCGUCACACCAGGCUCAAGCCCAUUCCACUCUCUGAUGGUACGAGGGAAGAACGAGAGCCUGUAGUAGUUAUUCCUGCACGCGAUGGCCUUAAUUCGUUCAUUCCUUCGUUCUUUCACUCAUUUAUUUGUGAAUAAAGGAUAAAAUGUUGUGGUGCCAAAGCCCACCCGAGGCCGCAGAGGUAGUGAGUUUGUAAUAGCACAGCAUCAGUAGCACAUCUAAAAUAGAAGUUCAUUCAUUACCUUCGCCGAGAAGGUUAUUUUGGUUAAGGCCUCAUGUUGUGUCCCAAUAUGUAGGUCAACAGCAUAUAACUAGAGAAGCUGGGAUUGGAUUUUAAUGAUACUUAGUAUUUGAGUAGCGGUUGCGAACACGAAGGUCGUGUUCGAAAGUGGUUGGUGUAGCCUUUUUCCGUCAGGGCGGUAGCGGGCCGAAUGUGUGCGUCCGCUUUCUUGUAAACAGGAUAACUUGAGAACUCUUACAUGGAUCCU
This is a messenger RNA of Branchiostoma floridae (Florida lancelet), 3098 nucleotides long. Its product is annotated as hydrogenase maturation factor HoxX-like. Lineage: Eukaryota; Metazoa; Chordata; Leptocardii; Amphioxiformes; Branchiostomatidae. The record is from RefSeq and is a predicted model, not a curated record. The transcript has 10 exons. Gene Ontology annotation, molecular function: catalytic activity. The coding region runs from base 158 to 2098 and encodes 646 amino acids. Gene Ontology annotation, biological process: biosynthetic process.